AUGGGACCAAGUGGCACAGCCGCAGUGUCCUUGUGGGUCUUGGUGACCGUGAGCAUGGCGGUGGACACCGGCUUGGCUGAACCCAGGCGCUGCCUCCUCUCGCACUACCGCUGGCUGGAGCCCAGGGCGCUGGCCGCCGUCAGGGAGCUGAGGGACCACUACGUGAGUGAUGCCCAGGCCCCAGGCCCCAGGGGACGCUGGGCCUCUGGGUACAAGAUGCUGGCCCUGUCCCAGGGGCCCUGGCAUCCCAGCGGCCAGCACCCCAUCUCGGACCUCAGGGUCCCGAUUUCUGACCACAAGACCUUCCCAGCCGCCAGCAUCAAAAACGCAGAAACUGCCUACCUGCCGUCGUGCGCGCGCCUCCGCCUGGUGGCCCGGGGCCUCUCCGACGCCCAGGACGUGCUGAGCAGCCUGCCCCGCCCUGAUUUGUUCCCCGGCGUCGCCCAGACCCUGGAGCUGCUGGUGGCCGCGAGGAGGGACGUGGCGGCAUGUCUCCAGCUGGUGCGGCCAGGAUCCUCGAGGAAGCCCCUCCGGCCACGCAGGAGGCGUCCCCAAACCCGGAGAGCUAGCUCUCCUCAGUGCCACCAAGCCAACGUCAUCUUCAACCUCCUGCGCCUGCUCACAUGGGACCUGAAGCUGGUGGCUCACUCCGGACCUUGUCUCUGA
Messenger RNA from Miniopterus natalensis, 666 nucleotides. NCBI's taxonomy places the organism in Eukaryota, Metazoa, Chordata, Mammalia, Chiroptera, Miniopteridae. The record is from RefSeq and is a predicted model, not a curated record.